Molecule: messenger RNA, 1219 nt
Organism: Copidosoma floridanum
Lineage: Eukaryota; Metazoa; Arthropoda; Insecta; Hymenoptera; Encyrtidae
Gene: Nrk1
Product: nicotinamide riboside kinase
Source: RefSeq, a predicted model, not a curated record
UACAGACGCACUCAGACUUUGAUGUGAAAAAUAUGAACCGUACAUUAUGUAAUGUAAAGAUAAAAGUAUCUACAAUCUUCUAUCAAUGAGGAAAGAGUCAUAGUUUAUUAGAAUACUUGGUUAUGCUGUCACGUGAAUCAAGAUAGUCACUGAUAAAAAUUGUCAAGAUGAAGUGGAUAAUCAUUGGAAUUAGUGGGUUGACGUGUAGUGGGAAAACUACUAUAGCUAAAAAAAUUCAGGAGACCUUGGAGGACUCUGUUUUGAUAAGUCAGGAUAAUUAUUUUUUAUCUGUGGACGAUCCAAGGCAUACACUUGUACCGGAGCUAAAUCAUUUAAACUGGGAAAUCUUAACGAGCCUUGACAUGUCGAAAAUGUACAGUGAUGUCAUGAAAACUAUUUCAUCUCUGUCAUCGAAUAACACUCUUGAAGACAAAACUUGCAGCGAGACUAAAAUCUUAAUCCUGGAAGGAUUUUUAUUAUUUAAUUAUGAACCUAUAGCUGACCUCUGUCAACUCAGGUAUUUUUUAGAUCUAAGUCGAGAAAUAUGUUGGAAUAGACGGAGCAAUAGAGUUUAUAAUCCACCUGACGUUCCUGGAUAUUUUGAUACCGUUGUUUGGCCAGAAUAUUUAAAGCACAAAGAGGAAAUAUUUUCUUGUCCAAGCUUAAUUAAUUCUGUUAAGCUUUUGGAUGGAUCCAAGAGUAUAGAUGAAUUGUACAAUAAAAUAAUGAGUGACAUUAAUGCGCUUUUGUAUAAAUACUUUAUAAAUAAAAAGUGAUGGCAUAAAGUUUAAAAAGUGUGUUUCAGACUACAGUAACAUUUGUGAUCAUUUUACUAUUUUAAAGUUGAAAUAAUCAGUCACAUGUGGGAAUUCGUAAUAAAAUCAUUUUAUUUUUAAAUUAUCUUUCGCAACACUUAGCAUAUUCACGUUUGUUUUGCAAUAAAACAUUUUUUUGUAGGAAAAAAAAAAAACUAAAAACAAAUUUUUUUUUUUUUUUUCAUACUGAAUUUGAAGAUUUGCAAAACAACGUUAAUUUAACAAAAUAUUCAAGAGCCGACUCAUUCUUAUUUUACUGUUUUCAGCUUUUUAUUAUAAAGUACAAAAUAUUCAUUCCUAAAAUACUUUGUUACAUUUAAUCAUUUAAGUAUCAAGUUGUGAAAUAUACUUAAAAAUGAUGUCUAUUAUUCAUAAUAUUAGUAUUGUUAAGCCUUAUUUUUAAA